This is a messenger RNA of Branchiostoma belcheri (Belcher's lancelet), 2672 nucleotides long. RefSeq names its product sushi domain-containing protein 2-like. Bases 1 to 2583 code for a protein of 860 amino acids. The transcript has 16 exons. Gene Ontology annotation, molecular function: calcium ion binding. NCBI's taxonomy places the organism in Eukaryota, Metazoa, Chordata, Leptocardii, Amphioxiformes, Branchiostomatidae. The record is from RefSeq and is a predicted model, not a curated record.
AUGUUGGGUGGAACAAAGGUUUUGAUAUCGGGGCCCUGCUUUGACGAUUCAAAUGUCAACAUCUGGUGCAAGUUCGGGGAUAAAGAUCCGGUAUCAGGCUGGGUUGAGAGUAACAUAACAGCAGCCUGCAUCUCGCCAUUUCUCGCUGUCCCUGGUAGGAUUCCGUUACUGUUCUCCACAGAUGGUGGGAAUACUGUCCAUGACGCUGUAUACACAUCAGUUGAUCCAAAUCGACUUGUGGCGGAAUUGGAAGUUACGGAAAAUUCGGAUGAGACCAUAACCAUUGAAUGGCAUCCCUUCAACAUUGAUGACAACGUGGUCAAUGUGCGCUUACAUGGGUUUGAUGAAGUUACCGGGACAUGGAACAUAAUUUCACAGUUGGCCACUAGUAUUCCAAAUACAGGAAGCUACACUUUAUCUACUGUGGAUGGGUGGAUACCAAUCACCGUUGUGAAAACUGGCGCCAUUUCAAUAGUUGCUGGGAAUGGAAUAUCUAGGGUGCUUUACGGAGCAAUAGGAACAUACAUUGCAGUAAAAGCUACCGCGCCUUCUUUGUGCCAAUCAUGGUACAAUGAGGAUAGCCUGCUUCCCGACUUUUUGGAAGAGCUGUCCAGGGACUUCCCGUGCCCGCGCAGGUUGAACCAGGCCCUGGAAGAUACAGGGUCAUUCCAGCCUGAUCCAGGUUGUUCUUCUGAGUCAUCAAGCUCAACGAACUGCCUCUACCACCCCGGAGCUCACCAUUGUGUGCUGUCAAUUGGUCAAACUCAUUUUGUAGCUGACGUCUACCCUUGGAACGUUUGUUGCAAACUGUCCAGCAACUGUGACCUGUACUUUGUACUACGGCCAGCCAACGAUGCAACCGGCUAUGUAUUCCCUUGGCCAGCCUGGACCUUUGGUGAUCCCCACUUCAUCACUCUUGAUGGCGUCUCGUACACCUUCAAUGGAGCUGGAGAAUUCUUGUUGCUCGUCGUAAACAACGGACAAUUCAGCGUGCAAGGCCGGAUGGAACAGCUAGCAAGCAACGGUUCUGCUUUGAGCGCUACGAUCCUCACUGCCUUAGUGAUGAAGGAAAAUUCAUCGGAAACUGUGCAGGUGCAGCUGAGUGAAGUACGCACCAUGGACGUCCUUGUUGAUGGGCAUCUGCAGGACUUCCAGGAACUAACUGUACAAGAGUUCAACGGUUUUAUGGUGACUGUGGAGACUGCCUCUGAAGCUCGGAUUUCCUUCAACUCCGGCAUCGGUGUGGCAGUUCGCGCAGUGGAGGACAUGCUGUCCAUCGCCGUAACUCUGCCGCGCUUCGCGAGAGGCAACACAGUCGGGCUGUUAGGGAAGUGGAACGGAGACCCUGCAGAUGACCUGACUACGCCAGACGGCGCCGUUGUCCCUGCUGAUAGCAGCACGCAGGACAUCCACUACCAGUUUGGAUUGCUGUGGAUGAUUUCUGAGGAGGACUCUCUGUUCACCUAUGGACCAGGACGAAACUACAGCAGUUUUUCCGAUCCUGGGUUCACUCCUAGUUUUGUAUCACCGUCGGUGGAUCCGGAGUUUCAGGCUGCAGCAGAAGAAGUAUGCGGAGACAAUCAAGCCUGUCUUUUUGAUGUACUCAUAACCGGAAGGUUAUCAGUUGCAAAUGUAUCAAUCCGAGCCGUCCAGGAGUAUACUGAACAAGUAGAAGAGUUAUUCACCUGUGGCUCGCUGGACCCCCCUGAUGUUGCCGGUACCCUGGUCAUCUCUAACUACUCUGUCGGUUCGGUUGCCACAUUUGAAUGUGAAUACGGGGUACUGGCCACGCCCUGGGAACGCGUCUGCCAAUCAGAUGCAAGCUGGAGUUAUGCCCCUCCCCCGAUCUGUGAUGUUGAGUGUCCGGUACUGAUGUCCCCGGACAACGGUGCGCUGAACUCAACUGACAAUUUUUACCCGGAUGUGGUGGAGGUAUCAUGCGAUGAUGGGUACGAAGCCUCCCAGGCUACAGUCACCUGCCAGGCCAACGGCACCUGGACAGGUGCUCCCACCUGCAAUGAUAUCAACGAAUGCGUCGAGGGUACCCAUAACUGCCAUUCCGACGCCAUCUGUAUCAACAACCAGGGUUCCUUCAGCUGUGCCUGUAACACCGGCUACUCUGGAGACGGCGUGGUUUGCACAGCCAUAGACUGCCGCCUGACUUUCCCGGGUAAUGACGUGAACUUUGCCAUCUACGACAACCGCUGUCACUGGUUCUCAAGGGGCAGUGAAGUAUUUGACUACAUGACUGCUGAACAGUUCUGUACGACUCGCGGAGGGAGACUGGUCACAGUCAAGGACUCUGCAAAACAGCAGUGGAUCGAAAACUACAUAAUCAACAACCUGCCAAGAAGGAACUUCUGGAUCGGUUUAAAAGACCGCCACAUUGAGAAGUCGUUUAUGUGGAGUGACGGUACGUCUUUCAGCAAUGGUGACUACAGCAACUGGCACCGAGUCGACAACCCGCCCAAACACCACAAACUCCGGGACUGCGUCAUCAUACAUCGUGUUCGCAAGCAAUGGGCUGUGGUUAACUGCAACAAGAAGCGGAACCGCUUCAUCUGUGAAAUGGCCAACCCCUAACCAACAAAGGGUGGAUACCAAGCAACAUUGACCUCCGUGGCUGAGGAGAAGUAAGCAGCAAUCUAUGAGAUGAAUUAAGAAUCAACGCA